AUGACUUCUCUGCAGUUUGGCAAGUACCGUGGCAAGAGUUUUGUGUGGCUUCUGCAGAAUGAUGUUGGUUGGGCUACCAUGUUAAUGACUUACCACAAACGUGCUCGCGAGACAGCAAAGCGGUACGGGGAUCCACAAUGGGACAAUAAAGAAGCUCUUUUUAGGUUAGUAUAGUUAAGCAUGCUGUUUUUAAGCAAUAAAACGAACCUGAUUUCUGUGGCACAUUAUGUAUUAGCUGUAAUGGCACAGUGUAUUUAAAAAGAGAGAUGUUUAGAAAAGGGUUUACAUUAAUUUUUUAGCACUUAUGAGACUACCAAUUUUCUUCAUGUUGUUUUCUAGCCAUUUAAUUGCCUUCAAUGCACGCUGUGUUCUUUUGUUUUACUUAUAGGUAUGUUAAUCUUUUCCCAGAGAUGAUUAAUGCCAUUGGCAAAAGAAUACGCCAGAACAAAGCCAAGGCCAGUGGAGUGGGGUCUGGAGAUGCUGAAGGACAUGCUCUUGUUGGUUUUGGACCAUAUAGUAGUAUGACUAGGAAAGGACUCUCUGAGUCAGUGGACCAAAACCACAAAAGCUAUGUACGAGAGCUCCUCCAUCAUCCAGUAACGCAUUCCAGUGGUCAACUGGAUAAGAUUAAACAGUAUCUUAUAAGGAGGCAGCAGGAGCAGGAAAAAAAUGACGAUGAUGCCGUUGCUCGAUUUGCUGAUGAGGUUGACGAAAGAAUGGGCACAUAUAAUAAAUAAAACUGAUGACAGUAUCAUAUUUUAGAAAUAUAUUAAACUUGUAUGUUGUGACGUAGUAAACGGUUUCCUGUAAAAGGGUGUAAUUUGCUUAUCAGUAGUAAGCAAAUUACAUCCUUUUUUCUCAAUUUCAGCCCAAAAUUUAAACAUGACAUUUAUACAUGUACAUGUACAGAUAUUAUUUAUAUAUUACAGAUGUUAUUUGUUUAAGGUAGAUUUUUUACUGUUAGUCUGUUUGAUUUAAUACUGUCAAUCCUUCUAUUAUCUAUUUGUAGUUACUCCCUCUACUGGUCCCAGUUCGACAGUGACAGCUGCACCCCCUAUAUCGGAUACUCCAGAGGUUAGAUAUAUAAUUAUUUAUUAUUAGAAUUUAUAUUGUUAUUGGUUUUAAAGGUUGUAUCUGGUUGAACUAAGUCCUACACAACUGUUUAACAGUAUCAUUUUUCUUUUACAUCUACCCUUUUCACAGAAAAUUGCUCUUCCCAAAGCUUGGCAAGAGACCUUACCAAUUGAGCAACAACGUUGGAUGAGCAAAGCACUGUACCAGUUCAACCCUUCGACUGGCAAGUCCGAGAUAAAGAAAGACCUUAAGAUGUGGUGGAUCCCACCAGAGCCUGUCCAUAACUGCAACCAACCCCCAGCUUCACCUGACACUUACUUUUGA
Molecule: messenger RNA, 1398 nt
Organism: Porites evermanni
Lineage: Eukaryota; Metazoa; Cnidaria; Anthozoa; Scleractinia; Poritidae
Source: the annotation of a GenBank genome assembly